Messenger RNA from Paraglomus occultum, 238 nucleotides. NCBI's taxonomy places the organism in Eukaryota, Fungi, Glomeromycota, Glomeromycetes, Paraglomerales, Paraglomeraceae. The record is from the annotation of a GenBank genome assembly.
UCGGAGAUAUGAGCUUUUCAAAAAUAUGCGAGCACUGAAGCUAUAUUCUGGUAUGCCUGGUGCACUGUUAAGUGAUCAUGGAACCGUUAAUGACACUAGUCAAUGGCUCACUCCUCAACUAAUAGAGGCAGCCAACUGGCUCAAGAACAAUAACUGCUACCUGAAACCAUACUCCGCCUACUCUCAGCCUCCUCAAGCUCGCAACAAGAUCCAUUCCCAACUGCACAACAUGACUUGA